AUGUGUGCUGGCGGUGCUGGCGAGGGCGACGGCGGGGGCGAGCUCUUCCUGCCUCUUCCUGAAGGUGGAGGAACGCCUGCCUCUGGGGACCAUCGCAGCCAGCAAGGAGGUAGUGAGCUGCAAACGGUGUCGACCCGGCUUGCGUGCGGUGCUGUCUGUAUGAGUGUGGGUUGCCAGGCCUACACCUUGAAGGACCAGCUCUGCACCGCCCUCAUCAACGUCUACGAUCUCAUUUACACAGCAGCUGACCAGAGCCUGCGCGUUUAUGCAUCCGAGGAACUCCUUCUGACUACCUCGACAACCAGUACCUCAACUUCAACCUCAACUACUUCAACUACAACGGCAACCACAACCAUUACUACCAGUACUUCCUCGGCUCCUUCUACCACAUCAACUACCACAGCGCCGCGAGGAUGCCUCACCACCUCUAUAACAUAUGAUGACCGUGUCCUUGAGGGUCCUUCAGGCAGUCUCCUGGUGGACAACACAACCUUCUACGUAAACGACCAAGACUGCUCGUGGAGAAUCAUCGUCGCCGACGGCUAUCUCGUCAACAUCACCUGGCUGAGCUUUGACGUCGAACCUUCCUAUGAUUCAGUGGCAGUGGCGGAUCCUUGCUUGCCGUACGACUAUUAUGCGUGGGAAUACUACGACGGCGUCACCCUUCCUCCAAACAUGUUAUCAACAAGCAACCAAAUGGUGAUUCAUUUUUCUUCGGACAGUUCGGUCAUCUACCCUGGCUUUUCGCUCGCGUACGAGGCGGUCAACUCUACAGUAUAA
This is a messenger RNA of Penaeus indicus, 780 nucleotides long. RefSeq lists its product as uncharacterized. The transcript has 6 exons. NCBI's taxonomy places the organism in Eukaryota, Metazoa, Arthropoda, Malacostraca, Decapoda, Penaeidae. Bases 1 to 780 code for a protein of 259 amino acids. The record is from RefSeq and is a predicted model, not a curated record.